AUGGAUGUCAACCGGCCACCCAUCCGCGCGGCGGGUCUUUGGUUCAGCGACUGUGGGCUGGUUUUACAGGCUGAGCACACUUUGUUUCGUAUCUCUCGCGACUUCAUGGCGACCCAUUCACCGAUAUUCCGGGACAUGCUGGCGCUCCCGACGCCGCCCGAUGCGGACAUGUAUGACGGAUGCCCGCUCGUUUGCCUUCCGGACUCAGCUGAAGAUAUGACCCAUUUUCUAAAGGCACUGCUGUACUACGAUUACCUAGCGCCUGAGGUCCAAAACAAUCCUGUUGACACCCUACUCUCUGUCCUGAAGAUGUCCCACAAGUACGAGGUCUCCUCUCUACGUAAACGGAUCCUCAGCCAGAUGUCGCUGCUCUUUCCGAGCACCCUCGCCGCGGCCAGUCUAAGCCAGAGCGAGAAGUGCGCGUUCAUCAACGACAGGAACGAGGACUUCAGUGUCGACGUCGUCCUUGCUGCGCGCCAGGUCUCCAUGGAUUGGAUCCUCCCGUUCGUCUUCUACCAGAUGUGCCGCCUCAGCGACGAGUCGUGCAUCCUGGACUCGCCGCUCUCGAUGGCGGACAAGAAGCGCUGGAUCGUCGGCUGCCGCCGGUUGGAGACCGCCGAGAUGACCCGCAUGCUACAGUUUCUAUGGGACCCCAUACCGAUCGCGUCGUGCACGCGCGAUAAUGGCCUAUGCGACGGUGUGCGCGUGCGCCUCCGCCAGUUCGCCGAAAGCCGCAGGCACUACAACACCGAGGCGGCGAUGCGGCUGCCGCUGGAAAUCGUGGAGCCCGCCUACUGGACCUCGCUGCGCAAAUCUGUCUGUGUGGCCUGUUUGACCGAGAUGGAGACGCUGUAUGCAGCCGCCCGCACGGACUUCUGGGCGCGGCUACCCCAGAUCUUCGACCUGCCGGGCUGGGAGGAGCUGGAGAAGAUCCGGCAGGAUGCCUUCGCUCCAGAUGUGCAAUGGGAUUAG
Messenger RNA from Mycena indigotica, 972 nucleotides. Its product is annotated as BTB domain-containing protein. The transcript has 2 exons. Bases 1 to 972 code for a protein of 323 amino acids. NCBI's taxonomy places the organism in Eukaryota, Fungi, Basidiomycota, Agaricomycetes, Agaricales, Mycenaceae. The record is from RefSeq and is a predicted model, not a curated record.